CUGGCCGCCGAGCUGGAGCGUGCGCGCUGCACUUCUGCGGCGCAGUUCUUUAAAGUACGUGCAGAGUGGACGUCUUUCUCCAGGCCGCUGAUGGUCAGUCUUCUGUUUGUUAGAUCCACAAACGGAUCGGAGGGAGGAAACCUAUAAUGGAGGGUAUUAAAUGAAAAUGAUUUGCAGACCGGAAACCCAAAAAGAAACACCACGUCAAAUUCCGACAAUGCUAUUCGACUCAUCAGGACUUGGCUAUCAGCCGACUUUUACGGUGUGAGAAGAAGAAGGCUUACCUUUGGGAAAGACUUCAGGUUGUUGAAGGGGGAAAAUUUGCAUUCGGAAAACUUUAAAUUAAAUAUUAAUUCAGCAUCUGAUGGAGGUACCCAAUCUAUCACAACCUGAAUUUCAUCAGGUUUGAACAUGGAAGGAGAAAACACCAUUCACAAUGGGGAGAAGCCAUACAUCUGUUGUGUGUGUGGAGUAGGAUUCAGCCGAUCAUCUGGCCUGCUGAAGCACAAACGCAGUCACAUCAGGGAGAAGGCCUGGAAAUGUGGUGACUGUGGGAAAGGAUUCAAUUACCCAUCUGACCUGGAAAGGCACCGACGUGGUCACACUGGGGAGAAACCAUGGAAAUGCGGAGACUGUGGGAAGGGAUUCAAUUAUCCGUCUCAGGUGGAAAUUCAUCGACGUAGUCACACUGGGGAAAGACCUUUCACCUGCUCCAAGUGUGGGAAGCAAUAUGCCCAGGUAGCCCAUCUGCUGAAACACCAGCUGGCUCACACUAAUGAGAGACCUUUUAAAUGUCCAGAUUGCGAGACCUGCUUUAAAAGUUCUGAGAAACUGAUAUCCCAUCAACUUGUUCACACCGACGAGAGGCCAUUCAGAUGUGCUCAUUGUGGGACUGCAUUCAAGCGAUCAUCUCAACUGAUCAUACACCAGCGAAUUCACACUGGGGAGAGGCCAUUCACCUGCUCCGUGUGUGGGAAGGGAUUCAUUCAGUCAUUCCAUUUGAUUACACACCAGCGCGUUCACACUGAUGAGAGACCUUUUAAAUGUCCAGACUGUGAGAAAUGCUAUAAAAGUUCCAGGGAACUGAUGAACCAUCAACGUGUUCACACUGAAGAAAGACCAUUUCGAUGCCCUCACUGUGGGACUGGCUUUAGACAAUCAUCUCAACUCACUGUGCACCAGAGAAUUCACACUGGUGAGAAGCCGUUCACCUGCUCUAUUUGUGGGAAGGCAUUUACUCAGUUAUCCACAUUGCUGAGACACCAGCGAGUUCACAAUUUACAUACUCAUGAGUUGACGGAAGAUCUCUUGUUUGUUAAACUUGUAAAAUCCAUACAUUCAUGUUGCAUGGAUCUGUUGCUCAGUAUGUAUGUGUUCACACUGACCCGAGACUAUUAUCAUCGGAUUUUGAACAUGGAAGGAAAAGGCACCAUUCACGGUGAAGAGAAACCAUACACAUGCUCUGUGUGUGGUCGAGGCUUCAGCCAAUCAUCUGACCUGUUAAGACACAAGCGCUGUCACACUGGGGAGAAACCGUACACGUGUUCUGUGUGUGGACGAGCCUUUAGCCAAUCAUCUGGCCUGUCAGAGCAUAAAUGUAGUCACACUGGGGAGAAACCAUGGAAAUGCACAGACUGUGGGAAGGGAUUCAUUUCUCCAUCGAAGCUGGAAACCCAUCGACGCAGUCACACUGGGGAGAGGCCAUUCACUUGCUCCACAUGUGGGAAGGGAUUCACUGCUUCAUCCCAACUCCGGAGGCACCAGCGAGUUCACACUGGGGAGUGGCUGUUUACCUGCUCUGACUGCGGAAAGGGAUUCACUCAGUCGACCCACCUGCUCGAGCACCAGCGAGUUCAUACUGGGGAGAAGCCAUUCACCUGCUCGGAAUGUGGGAAAGGAUUCACUCAGUCAUCCCACCUGCUUAAACACCAGAGAGUUCACACUGGGGAGAAACCAUUCACCUGUUGCGUGUGUGGGAAGGGAUUCACUCAGUCAUCCAACCUGCUGCUACACCAGCGAGUUCACACCGGGGAGAGACCGUUUACCUGCGCUGAAUGUGGGAAGGGUUUCACUGUGUCAUCUGACUUGUUGAGACACCAGCGGGUUCACACUGACGAGAGACCGUUUAAAUGCUCAGACUGUGGGAAGUGCUUUAAAAGUUCCGGGGACCUGAUGUCCCAUCAGCGUGUUCACACGGACGAGAGGCCGUUCAUUUGCUCUCACUGUGGGACUGGGUUCAGGCGAUCCUCACAACUGACUGUACACCAGCGAGUUCACACUGGGGAAAGACCGUUCGCUUGCCCCGAGUGUGGGAAAGGAUUUCCUCAGUUAUCCCACUUAUUGAAACACCAGAGAAUUCACACUGGAGAGAGACCAUUCACCUGCUCCAAAUGUGGGAGGGGAUUCACUCAGUUAUCACACCUGCUGAGACACCAAAGUGUUCACAAGUAACUACAGUGAUUUAAAUGUUGUCAAUAAUUCAGACCUGGGAAGCUUUAUAAUUAAUAAGGAGAAGAUAUGAGAUACCAGAUAAGAAUAGGAAUAGGCUGGUUGUCCAUAAAGUUAAUAAUGUACCAAGACUGGAUAAAAUGCAUCCACUAAUACUGAGGGAAGUGUGGGUGCAAAAAGUGCAAACUUUUCAGAUUCCUUACACUUAUCACUGGUGCCAGGGGAUUGGAGUACUGCAAAUAUUAUGCCCUGGGUCAAUUGGUUUAGCUUCAGUGAUUGUGAAAACUAGAAACAAUAAAUUAGGAUAAAAUUAAAAACCAUACGGACAAAUGCUAGUCAAUAAAGGAAAAUUAGUAUUACUUUCAUAUGUUUAAUUAACUUACUCAUUUUUUUGAAAAGGAAAUUAAGUUAUGUUUUUCGAAGAAGUGUGAGGGUUGAUUGUGGCAGAGCUGAUCUUGUUGUGUCCAUGACUUUCCAGAAGGCAUUUGAUACAGUGCCACACAACAGAGCCAUCAGAGGUCAUAGUACCAGAAGUUCAAUCUCUAUCAUCUUUAAUGGCCCUUGCAAACUACCACCCUCUCUCCACCUUUCCUUUCCUCUCCAAAGUCUCUGUUCCUAGGUAUUCCCUAAGGAUCUAUUCUUGGCACUUCCUAUUUCUAUCUCCAUGCUGCCACUAGGUGUCACCAUCCAAAAGCACAGUGUUCGUUUUCACAUGUGCACUGACAGUGUCCAGCUCUAUCUCCUCACCAUCCCUCGCCAACACUAUUCCUCCACUGUUACCACAGCAAAUUCAAACCAAAAGAAAAGUUUGCCUCUUCUUGAUUUCUAACUUGAAUUGAUAGUGAGAGUUUUUUUUGUAAACUCCUUUCAUUAGGUAUUAAAUGAAAAGGAUUUGCAAACACUAAACUUAAAAACAAACAUCAUGUGUCUGAAUAUCAUUUGGCUUUUGACCCUGGAAGGAUUAAGGUUUGUUCUGUCUGUGGGAAAAUGUUUUCAACAUUUAGAAAUAGAGACCAAAAUUAUUGAGGAGCUGGAAAACAAGGAAGUGAAUUUCAAAUUUCAGCUGUUACUGAACUGGGAUAGGUCAAUGUGCAAAGUGGUGAUAGUGAAAGGGACAUGAUGUAAGGACAAAUCGUGAUAAUGUGAAAAUUGUAGCGGUGAAAUUUGGGAGGUGGGAAUAUAAAGUUAGCAUCAUCAAGUGUAGAGGUAUCCGAGGAAUGGAUUAGGUUCAAAACUAGUUUAGCUGAGGCAGGAUGCAUAUUACAGAGGCAGAUCCUACAAAAGACCCUCCAUUUUGACGCUCUGUCUCACUCUGUUUCUUUCCAUCCAUUGAGGUCAGAACUUUGUGUAGGUCCAGACCAGGUGGCAGGUUUAGUGGACAUUAGUGAAUCAGUUGGCUUUUUAAGACAAUCCAGCAGUUUUUUGGUCACCUUUUCCUGUUCCUGGUCCGACAAAUUACCAGGUUCGUUCGGUUCAAUUUUACAAAGCACUGCUCACAGUGGGGAGAAACCGACGCCUGUGUGGAUGAGUCUUCAGCCAUUUGUCUGAUGUCUCAAGAGACCAGCUCAGUCACGUUGGCAAAAAGCUGUGGAAAUGUGGGGUCUGUGGGAAGGCUUUCACAUCCCCUUUUGUCCUGAGACAGCAUUGACACAGUCGUACUGGGGAGAUGCCAUUCGCCUGUUCCAAGUGUGGGAAAGGGACUGGAUUCAAGAAAUUGUACAACCUUACCGUGCACCAACAACUUCACACUGGGUAGAGACCAUUCACCUGCUGCAAGUGUGGGAAGGGUUUCACUCAGUUACACUGUCUGCUGAAACACCAACAAGUUCACAAAAUAAGCAGUAAUUAGAUUUUGCUGUGAAUUACAUUCAGGGCACAGCCAUGUUCUUUGCAGUCUGUUUCUGCUGAUAAAUCACAAUUUAAAUAUAUGUGUUAAUAUUCUGGAUAAACUCAAAUAAAUCAGCUUUGUGUUACCACA
Messenger RNA from Rhincodon typus (whale shark), 4426 nucleotides. RefSeq names its product zinc finger protein 271-like. Bases 412 to 2451 code for a protein of 679 amino acids. NCBI's taxonomy places the organism in Eukaryota, Metazoa, Chordata, Chondrichthyes, Orectolobiformes, Rhincodontidae. The transcript is spliced from 5 exons. Gene Ontology annotation, molecular function: RNA polymerase II cis-regulatory region sequence-specific DNA binding; DNA-binding transcription factor activity, RNA polymerase II-specific. The record is from RefSeq and is a predicted model, not a curated record. Gene Ontology annotation, biological process: regulation of DNA-templated transcription.